This is a messenger RNA of Dermatophagoides pteronyssinus (European house dust mite), 3089 nucleotides long. It is a transcript of the gene MEP-1, whose product is annotated as zinc finger protein MEP-1. The record is from RefSeq and is a predicted model, not a curated record. NCBI's taxonomy places the organism in Eukaryota, Metazoa, Arthropoda, Arachnida, Sarcoptiformes, Pyroglyphidae.
AUAAUGAUCAACAACAAAAUGAUGUUGAAUUGAUUGAUCUUUCAAAUGAUGAAGAGGAUGAAGAAGAUGAUGAUAAUAAAAAUGAUCAACAAGAAGAUGAUUCUUGUAUAAACACCGUUGAUGAUGAAGAUGAAGAUGGUGAAGUUAAUGAUAAAGAAAUUGAAAUGAUUGAAAAUGGUGAAGAAUCCGAUUCAAAAGCUUUUGAUGAUGAUGAUGACGAGGAUAACGAUGAAGAUCAAGUGGAAAAUAUUGAUCAAGAUAAUGAAAUGAUCGAUUCUAUAAAUGGUGAUUCAUCAUCAAUAAAUCAGAUGAUUACCAAUGAUGAUGGUUUACAAUCAGCAGCAGCUAAUGCAUCUAUUACUGAUGAAAUUAUGAUUAGUGAUGGUGAAAUCGAUGGUGAUGAUGAAGAUGAUGAUGGCGAUGAAAAUGAAAAUGAAAAUGAUGAAGGAAUGAUUGUAACAGAUCCAGCCGCUUCGACAACAUCUAAGAAUAAUGAUGUUGUUAGCAAAUUAAAUUCGAAUAGUUUUGACAAACCACAGAAUCUUGUUUCAAAAUCAUCAUCAAAUUCAUCAAAAAAUAAUCAAUCAUUAAUUAAUAAUAAUAAAAUAACUGAAGAAAUUGUUAUCGAUGAUGAUGAAGAUGAAGAUGUUAUUGAUGAUGAAGAUGAAGUACAAGAUUUAUCUACAAAUAAAUCGACAACAAAACAUGUUAAAGAACAACAACCACAAGAACAAGAAAUGAAACAAGAAGAUAAUAGUAAUAAUAAUAAUAAUAAUGAAAAGACAUCCAUUGAAGAUUUGAUUCCAAAAUUAUCCGAUGAAUUGACUGGUUUUCCGAAAUUUUUCCAAAAUGUCCUUACAUUGGGCGAUUGUAUAGCGAUAAAUAAAAAAUCUCGUAGUGAUAUUGAUAUUGAUAAAGAUUAUUCCAUACUUGAUUGUCCAUCACAGGUCGUACCAUUAAUCAUAAAACGAGCGAAUAAAUUUCCACCAAAAUUGAAGACAGAAACAUCGGACCAAACGACUGGACAAAAACCACCACCACCUCCACCAUCACAAUCAAAUCAACAAUCAAAUAAUACAAAAAAUAUGCUGACCAUAUCGGAUUUUUAUUCCAGUUCGGUGGGAAAAUUUUUAAUGGGUAUCGGUUUAAGCCGCGUAAAACAAUGGUAUCAUAAAGAUGCUAUUAAUAAGGUACGAAAACAGAUCCGUAAAGAAGGUGAUGCUGAAGAUCUAAUGGAAGAGCUAAAGAAACAACAAGAAUAUCUGACUAGUUGCCGUGUUGCUAAUGCAUCAUAUAUUUUUCCAACGAUAAAAUGUGAACAUUGCGAUUUUCGUAGCGAAUUUCAAUCGGUCAUUCAAAAUCAUAUGGCAUAUCCACAUCAAACAUCGCGUAAAGAAUUGAAGUGCAAUUAUUGUCAAUUUUCUACACGCGAUUCAAAAGUGAUCAUUGAUCAUGUACAAUGUAUGCAUGAACGUAAAUGUUUGAUUGAAUUACCACCACAGUUAUAUGAAUGUCCUAUUUGUCCAUAUGAAUCUGGUGUAAAAUCUAAAGCGGCUACACAUAUAGCAAAAUGUUUGAAAUUUUUUCUACCCGAAAAAUUAUUGGCCAACAAAGAUGAUUAUUUUCCUACGAUAACGCCCAAACCAAUCACACAGGAAGAUAUUAAAAUCUAUGAGGCAACAUUACAAGCAUUACGUUUUGCUGCAUUAAAUCCACAGACAAAAGUUCCUCAGAUUGCUGGUUUACCACCUGGUCUACAACAACAAAUGUAUCUUGUGCAACAGCAACAAAUGAAUCGAAUCGCACCAUCAGGUCGUAAUAAAAAACAUCAUCAUCAUCACCAUCAACAAUCAGCACAGCCAUUCGAUGCUCAUCAAGCUCAUUCUCAUCCUCAACAACAACAACAACAGCAAGCGCAAUCUUCAAUUAUGGCUCAUUCAUCAUCAUCAUCAUCAUCAUCUCAUAAAAUGAAUCGUCAUAACAAUGCAUCUAAUCUGGCUGCCAAUGCUAAUCAAAUGGCUUUACAUUACCGUAAUGCAGCCGCACCACAACUGUAUAACAUGUUAGCAAAUACACAGAUUGCAGCACAAUUAUUUCAGAAUGCUGCCGCUGCCGGAUUACAAGGUCUAUCACCGAAUGCGCUUAGUUUAUUGAAUAAACCGCAUAUGUUGGCCAAAUUACAAAAUAUCACUCCGCCUGGUACUGUUUCCGGUUUAUCGGCCUCACAUCAACCACAUCAUUCAUCCAGUCGUCAUAAUACAUCGUCGAAUAGUAAAUCAAGUAUCAUAUCAAAUAAACAUCAUCAUCAUCAACAGCAGCAACAACAACCGAAUAAUUUAACGGUUGGUGCUGCAACUGUAGCAAACAAUCCAAAAGGUUCAUUUGUUAUGUGUGAAAUUUGUGAUGGUUAUAUCAAAGAUUUGGAACAAUUGCGUACACAUAUGCAAUGGAUCCAUAAGGUACGAAUUCAUCCGAAAAUGUUAGCUAGUAGACCACCACUUAAUUGUCAGAAAUGUCAAUGGAGAUUUUUUACUGAUCAAGGCCUUGAACGACAUUUACUCGGUUCACAUGGUCUUGUUACAUCGAACAUGCAAGAAAUGGUUAAUCGUAAUGAAGAUGGUGGUCGUUGUACAAUCUGUGGCCGUGUAUUCACAUCCAAAUUGGUUACUCAUAUGAAUCAGGCUCAUAAAAUCAAUUUGAAACCCGCACAUUUAAGCUAUAAAUGUACUGUUUGUUCGGCUACCUUUAAUUUGUAUCGAUUAUUCGAAAAUCAUGUCUAUAUGGUACAUAGUGGAUCGGUUAAACGUAAUACAAAUUCAGCUGAUAAUGAAACAACAAUGCCACCAAGAAAAAAAGCUGCAUUGGAUAUGUCAGCGAAUGGCAAUUGAACAACUAUAGACGAAGCUAAAGAAAUCCGUAAAUAUCAAAUUCAACUUUAGUUCAAAAAAGAAAAAAAAUUCAAUAUAUGCCUGGCACACACUGACACAUCUUAUGCACACCCCAGCUUUAUAGCUAUCUAUCAAAUAUUCUUUCAUCAUCAUCAAAAAAAAAAUUAGUAAUUUUCUAAUGAAAAUACCAAAAAAAAAGAA